GCCGCCCGGGUCACCUGCUCCGCGGCUCGUCCGGCUCGGGGUCCGCUCCUCCCACCCCGGAGCCGCCACCCAGCUCUGCCCUCCCCGCUCCUCCUCAGCCCCUCCUCCCCACACGCCCCUGCCCUCCUCUCCGAGAGUUUCCCCGCACCUUCGGCGAGGAGUUCGGAGCGGCGGCUCGGCAGAGCCCACGGCCGGCAGAGCGCGAGCGACGCAGGUGCCCGAGCCCCGGAGCCGCCGCCAUCUCUGCCUCGGUCGGCGUUGGUUGGCUUUCUGGACCGAGGUAGGACCCGCUUCCCUCUGUUCCACGCCUGCUGCCACCCUUCCUGCUCCCGGCAGCUCGAGAGCGGUGCGCUGGGGCGCGUGGGGCGGGCGCAGAGCCAGCGGGGGACUUGGGGACUGGGAGCCCGAGGCCAGCCUUUCGGGCCCUCCGGAGGGGUAGCACCGGGCGGGAGCGCGGGUGGCUGGGACGCUGCGCGACUUUCGGCUCCCCGGGGCCAGGAGGAUGGGGCGCGCGCUGGUGGCUGCCGGCGGAGCCUGGGUGCGCACCUGCGGGGCCGCGGAGAGGAAUUGCACCCGGGGAACUUCUUUUCCAGGCCUCCUGUCUACUUUGGAAACUGAAGGGACUGCGACUGGAAUCUAUUUGCUAUUUUUCAGGUGUGUGUCCCUGAAGUAAGAUGACUUGUCAAAAACUCUGUGUGGUUUUGUUGCACUGGGAAUUUCUUUAUGUGAUAACUGCAUUUAACUUGGCAUAUCCAAUCACUCCCUGGAGAUUUAAAUUGUCUUGCGUGCCAGCAAAUGCAACUGAUGACGACUUCCUUUUGCCUGCUGGGAUCUCAAAGAACGCUUCACGUUUGGAUGGACAUUAUGAGGCAGUUGUUGAAGCUAAGUUUAAUUCAAGUAGUGCCUACCUUCCUAACUUAUCCCACACAAAUUUCCACUGUUGUUUUUGGAGUGAACAAGAAAAGAACUGCUCUGGACCUGAGGAUAGCACCGACGGGAGCACAUUUGUUUCAGCAGUAAAUUCCUUAGUUUUUCAACAUCUAGGUGCAAACUGGAACAUACAGUGCUGGAUGAAAGGGGACUUGAAACUAUUCAUUUGUUAUAUGGAGCCAUUAUUUAAGAAUUCUUUCAAGAAUUAUGACCUUAAAGUUCAUCUUUUUUAUGUUCUGCCUGAAGUGACAGAAGAUUUGCCACUGGCCUCGCAGAAAGGCAGUUUUCAGAUUGUCCAGUGCAUCUGCAGUGUUCAUGAAUGUUGUGAAUGUCAUGUGCCCGUACCACUAGCCAAACUCAACUACACUCUUCUUAUGUAUUUGAAAAUCACAUCUGCUGGAGUAACUUUUCAGUCACCUCUCAUGUCAGUUCAGCCCAUAAAUGUUGUGAAGCCUGAUCCACCAUUAGGUUUGCAUAUGGAAAUCACAGAUAACGGUGAUUUAAAGGUUUCUUGGUACAGCUCAACAUCAGUACCCUUCCCACUUCAGUAUCAAGUGAAAUAUACAGAAAAUUCUACAACAGUUAUGAGAGAAGCUGAUGAGAUUGUCUCAGCUACAUCCCUGCUAGUAGAAAGUGUCCUUCCUGGGUCCUCAUAUGAGGUUCAGGUGAGGGGCAAAAGACUGGAUGGCCCCGGAAUCUGGAGUGACUGGAGUACCCCUCGUGUCUUUAUAACGCAAGAUGUCAUAUACUUUCCCCCUAAAAUUUUGACAAGUGUUGGGUCUAAUGUUUCUUUUCACUGCAUUUAUAAAAAUGAAAACAAGAUCGUUUCCUCAAAAAAGAUUGUUUGGUGGAUGAAUUUGGCUGAGAAAAUUCCUCAAAGCCAGUAUCAUGUUGUGAGUGACCAUGUUAGCAAAGUCACUUUUCCCAACUUGAAAGCAACCAAACCCCGCGGGAAGUUUACCUACGAUGCAGUGUACUGCUGCAACGAACACGAAUGCCACCAUCGCUAUGCCGAAUUAUAUGUGAUCGAUGUCAAUAUCAAUAUAUCAUGUGAAACUGAUGGGUACUUAACUAAAAUGACUUGCAGAUGGCCAGCCAAUACAGUCCAGUCACUUGUGGGAAGCACUCUGCACUUGAGGUAUCACAGGAGCAGCCUUUAUUGUUCUGAUAUUCCAUCUAUUCAUCCCAUAUCUGAACCCAAGGAUUGCCGCUUGCAGAGGGAUGGCUUUUAUGAGUGCAUUUUCCAGCCAAUCUUUCUAUUAUCUGGCUAUACAAUGUGGAUUAGGAUCAAUCACUCUUUAGGUUCACUGGACUCAACACCAACAUGUGUCCUUCCUGACUCUGUAGUGAAGCCACUGCCUCCAUCUAGUGUAAAAGCAGAAAUUACUGUAAACAUUGGCUUAUUGAAAGUUUCUUGGGAAAAGCCAGUCUUUCCAGAGAAUAAUCUUCAGUUCCAGAUUCGAUAUGGCUUAAGUGGAAAAGAAAUACAAUGGAAGGUGCAUGAGGUGAAUGAUGCAAAAUCAAAAUCUGCCAGUCUUCCAGUGCCAGACCUGUGUGCAGUCUACGCUGUUCAGGUGCGCUGUAAGAGGUUAGACGGACUGGGAUAUUGGAGUAAUUGGAGCAGUCCAGUCUACACAGUUGUCAUGGAUGUCAAAGUUCCUAUCAAAGGACCUGAAUUUUGGAGAACCAUUAAUGGAGAUAUUACUAAAAAAGAGAGAAAUGUCACCUUACUUUGGAAGCCCCUGAUGAAAAAUGACUCAUUGUGCAGUGUGAGGAGAUAUGUGGUAAAGCAUCAUACUUCCCACAAUGGAACAUGGUCAGAAGAUGUGGGAAACCACACCAAAUCUACUUUCCUGUGGACAGAGCAAGCACAUACUGUUACAGUGCUGGCCAUCAAUUCAAUUGGUGCAUCUUUUGAAAAUUUUAAUCUAACAUUCUCAUGGCCUAUGAGCAAAGUAAAUCUCAUGCAGUCACUCAGUGCUUAUCCUUUAAACAGCAGUUGUGUGAUUCUUUCCUGGAUGCUAUCUCCCAGUGAUUACCAUCUCAUGUACUUUAUCAUUGAAUGGAAAAAUCUUAAUGAAGAUGAUGAAAUUAAAUGGCUUAGAAUUCCUUCAAAUGUUAAGAAGUAUUAUAUCCAUGAUCAUUUUAUCCCCAUUGAGAAGUAUCAGUUCAGUCUUUACCCAGUAUUUAUGGAAGGAGUGGGAAAACCAAAGAUAACUACUAGUUUCACCCAAGAUGAUAUUGAAAAACACCAGAAUGAUGCAGAUCUAUAUGUAAUUGUGCCGAUAAUUAUUUCCUCUUCUGUCUUACUACUUGGAACAUUGUUAAUAUCACACCAAAGAAUGAAAAAGCUGUUUUGGGAAGAUGUUCCAAACCCCAAGAAUUGUUCCUGGGCACAAGGACUUAAUUUUCAGAAGCCUGAAACCUUUGAGCAUCUUUUUACCAAGCAUACAGAAUCAGUGACAUUUGGUCCUCUUCUUUUGGAGCCUGAAACUAUUUCAGAAGACAUCAGUGUCGAUACAUCAUGGAAAAAUAAAGAUGAGAUGGUGCCAGCAACUCUGGUCUCAUUGCUUUCGACAACUGCAGGUCUUGAACAGGAUUCUCCCUGUAGUAGUGACCAGAGCAACAGCCCUCACUUCUCUGAGGCUGAGAGAACCCCAGUGGUCUGUGAGGAUGAAAGCCAGAGACAACCCUCAGUUAAAUAUGCCACACUGGUGAGCAAUUCCAAAUCAAGUGAAACGGAUGAAGAGCAGGGGCUCAUACAUAGUUCAGUCAGCAAGUGCUUCUCUAGCAAACAUUCUCCAUCGAAACAUUCUUUCUCUAAUAGCUCCUGGGAGAUAGAGACCCAGGGAUUUUUCAUCUUAUCAGAUCAGCAUCCCAACAUGAUUUCACCACACCUUUCGUUCUCAGAAGGAUUGGAUGAACUUUUGGAACUAGAGGGAAAUUUCCCUCAAGAAAAUAAUAGUGAAAAGUCUGUCUAUUAUUUAGGGGUCACCUCAAUCAAAAAAAGAGAAAGUGGUGUGUUUCUGACAGAUGAGUCAGGAGUAUUGUGCCCGUUUCCAGCACACUGUUUAGUUACUGACAUCAGAAUCCUCCAGGACACUUGCUCACACUUUGUCGAGAACAACUUCAACUUAGGAACUUCUGGCAAGAAGGCUUUUGUAUCUUACAUGCCCCAAUUUCAAACUUGUUCCACUCAGACACAUAAGAUUAUGGAAAGCAAGAUGUGUGACCUAACUGUGUAAUUCCAUUCGAGAAACCUUUAGAAUUGUGUUAUAGUGGAUCACGUGGCCUGUAAUAUAUUGCUUUACAGUUGUAAACGGGAAAGACAAGAGAAAAUCAUUAGAGUCAAAUUUGAAAAUGAUUCAGAAAUUAACGAUAUCUGUUUGUCCUCUCUCAGUAAUAUAGACAAAAAAAAAAAGAUGAGAAAACCCCCAUGAGCCUAGCAGUAUAGAUAAACACUUGAAAUAAUUCUAUUCACAGAACACUGUGGGAAGGUCUCUUGUUGCUAAUUAUGAACAAGCCCAGCAGUUCACUAUCCUUUGUGAAUAUUAGACCCGUGUAGAAAGAACCAGUCUUCUGUAUCACACCACCAUCUGAAGGAAGAUUUUCACUAACAUCUGUGAGAUACAAUUGUUGUUUCAAAGGUGUGUUCUCUUUACUUUCAGUUGCCUAUGUUUUGCACUAAUUCACGUACACACACACACACACACACACACACACACAUUUAUACUUAACUGAUAUGCUUAUGGGUUUUGAAAGCAUGUGAUGUGUUUGUAUUUUGCGCUACCAAAGUGGGUGAUUUGAAGCAGGCAUAUCAUUAAAUGUUGAACAUAAAUAGAGACUAACUCUGGUCUAAGGGGUUAUACUUGUGAAGACUGACAAAUUAGCCAAAUGUUUUGUACCAAAUCUAAGUUAAACAGCUUAGAAUGAAAACACCUGGUAGACUGGCAGGACCCUCAGCCAGUGCUUUGAUAACAGCACAAGGAGUUUUGAAAAUAAGGUCAAUUAUAACUCUCCUCUCUGAAAUACAACUAACUAGACGGCCAAUGUCAUUGUGCACCACACUGAAGUCAUUGUGUUUCUCCAGCCCUUCUUGCAUGUACACUAUUCUAUUUUUACCCCCUCACUUAGAUUCUCUCUAUACACUUACAACUGGGAAGUACUUUACAUACUUCAACUCAAUUACUGCAAUAAUUGUAUGAGAUGUAUUGUUAUACUUCGAUUAAGAUAUUCAGUAAUUUUCCCAAGGUCACAGAGUUAAUGGAUAAUGGAGCCAGAAUUCAGAUUUAAAUCCACAUCUUAUUAAUACUAGUGAUUAUUUGUUUAAAAAAACUGACUUGCAAUCAAAUAGAAUCUAUUAAGAAGAAAUUUCUGGCCAAAAUAUUACAGAUCUCACUCUAAGAUUAAUGCAGAAGUUUAUCAUUUAUUUCAGCUUUUGAUAUGGCAAGAAAAAUCAAAAUCCAGCAUAUUGGACAACAAUCUAGGUUAAGAAACUUGCACAUUUAGUUGUUCUGUGGCAAGAAAUAAGUUCAAGAUUAUUGAUAUCAUCAAUAUAUUGUUAAAAAAUAUGCCUGUGGGUUGCUAAACAUCAAUUUUCUACUUAAUCAGAGGAUUCUGCUGAUUUUACUAUUACCCUAAGUAACUCCUUACAUUCCAUCUCUAUUUAUGAUACAAGCAAUGUAUCGUAAAUAAUAAUAUCAUAAACAAUGACAAAGAUCCCAGACUCCUUUUAAAAGAUUUUUUUUCAUACUUCAUAGUAAUUUGUCACUCAGAAAUCAAUAAGGUUGUUUCAUGUCAUAAAUAUUGUUAAGGUGUCUCAGGAUCUCAUACUCAACAAGUGAACCUCUUAUAAGACAAAAGUAGAGCCCAAACCAACACACUAAUUAGUGUGGGAAAACCUUAGUUCUAUGCAAAGACAAAUGAAGAUGUUGCUUUCACUGAUUUUUAAGCAGCUUUAGAGAUUCAGAAACAAAUGUGCAUGGAAAUUUUGGUAAAACUAACUUAUUUUUAAUAUCUACUUACAAAAUAUUAGACAUUUAAUUGAAGGUAUGGUAUAGAAGAGAUAGGAAAUUAAAUUUUGCCCCACUCUGCAUUUAACUGGAGAUUUAUCAUUGAACAUGUCCACCAAGAUACACUAUUCUCCUGUGGUCUGUGACCCAGAACAACAGAAAAGAGAAACCAAGAGAUGCUCCAGUCAGUUUAAGGGUGCACCAGGCUGUGUGUACACUGGAGUGUAUCAGAAGUCCCAGGACCAUUGAAGGGCUGCAGAUCCAAGUUAAGGGAGUUUAGUGAUGUCACAUUAACCUGAGGUUAUUGAUACCAUCCUGGUGCAGUUUUGGUUCCCCAAACAAGUAAACAAAAAGUCACUUCAGAAAUACUGAAAUUAUAAGGCACAUUCUUCCAUAGGGCUGAGCUGGUGUAGUUUGGCUUAUUGGCAUAUGUAGAUUUAGGACAUAUUUAUUGUCAGUGCAGUUCAGUUCUGAUUUCCACUUUUGAAAGUUUACUUCUCCGUUGCUACGUUCUAUUGGGUUGCGAAAGAUAUCUACUAUUAAUUAGUAGAUUUUUACAAAACUCGGGAAAUUCAGAGUGUUGUAUAUUUCAGAACAUUCAGAUCCUCUCCUUUUCUUACUGGAACCUCUAUAGAAAGUAUUUAAGGGAGCAAGGAACUGAAAUAUGGACUCUGGACCCUGUUCUUUCUCUCUUCCCUUCUCCCUCCCUUUUUUCUUCCCUCCCUCCCUCCUUCCUUUAUUAAGUGUUGGGGAUUAAAUCCAGGCCCUUGUGAUAUCCAAAUGUGAUAAAUCUGGCAUUUUGGAUACUUCAUUUAAUGACCUUAUAUCACAACAACAAGCUACUAAUCAGACUUUACAUCUGAACUUCAUGAAAAGAAACUCAGAAAUUAAUUAUUUGAGAUAUGACUUCAAGUUUAAAUAGAAGCUAAAUCAUAUGGGUUAAUGGGAUUACAUAAUUCCUAGUUUAAAACCCCUAAGAAGAAAGAUGUAAAAAACUGAGGUACGCCCUCACUAAGAGUAGGGGCCUCCCGUUGAAGCCUUAUAUUCCAUUUAGAGAUGAGCUACAUGUUGACAAGAGGAAUAGGAACAGAUAUUCUUUUAUUUUUAAACCUAGUCUUCAAGUAAUAGAAGGACUUGGAUGAAGUUCCCAAACCAGUGGAAAAUCCUGGACUCAGAACAAGGAUUUAUAACCCUCAUCAUGACAUUCCUCUACUUCCUUUCAUUCUUUUCCAGCAAACCAACUCCCUCUUUCCAAAUAUCAAACAUAUGGUCGCAUUCCUUCAGUAACAGGAGCUCCUUUCCAGCUGAAGGAAGAUGAGCAGCAGGGAGUUUGCACUGUGGGGAGGGGUGACCGCAGGGCUCCCAUGUGGGGUAGACUGUGAUGAUGGAUUUGUACAACUGCAUCUGCAAAGGUCCAUUUCACCUAGAUACGGAUGCAAAGAAAAGGCUUUUUUUUCUGAAAUCCUGUAGUCCUCAAAAAAAAAAAAAGUUUCUUCUACUUUUCAUCCCCUAGGAGUGAUCUUGGUAGUUACAUUAACAAACUCUUCUGAAGUAUUUGUUAUUAAGAAAAUCCAUGCUCAGAUUUUAAAGCACAAAAUUGUUCACGCUACUAUGAUUAACAUAAGCUGCAUUCGAGAAAAUGUGAAAAUGUAGAUGCAAAAAUGUGAAGAAGUUUUCACAAAAGAAAGCUAGCCAAGUCGGUAAUUUUACUCUCUUGAAGACUGGUUUAAAACAGUGAAGCACAUCCGCAUCUGUUCACAAUGUUGGACAGGCAACUUAAAAUACAGAAGUGUAUUCCAUCCGAGAUCCUGUUACGUGUAUUAGAGCAUCAAGACGUGGUUUCCCUGGGUUUUAUAUUGAAUGAAUUAUUUUUAUAUAAAGUUUAUAUUUAUUUUGGAAAGCUGCUGAAAAUGUCUAUUUUUCAAAAUUGUGCUUAAGAUGUGUGGCAUUAAAUUUAAUUUUGUGAGAAUCUCUGAUGGGUUAUUUUAAAUCACACGUUUAUUCAAAAAACCUGGAACUAAGAAUAAAUUUGUAAGUAAGAUAUUUAGUUUUGUAGUAAAAUACUUAUAGACAAUGUACUUUUGAAACCUAUCAUUGUGUGUUUGGCAUGCAGUUAACACUUGUCACAAUUGAUAUGAUA
Messenger RNA from Sciurus carolinensis (gray squirrel), 8082 nucleotides. RefSeq names its product leptin receptor (gene Lepr). NCBI's taxonomy places the organism in Eukaryota, Metazoa, Chordata, Mammalia, Rodentia, Sciuridae. The transcript is spliced from 19 exons. The record is from RefSeq and is a predicted model, not a curated record. Bases 675 to 4175 code for a protein of 1166 amino acids. Gene Ontology annotation, cellular component: membrane; external side of plasma membrane. Gene Ontology annotation, molecular function: protein binding; cytokine receptor activity. Gene Ontology annotation, biological process: cytokine-mediated signaling pathway.